Messenger RNA from Thelazia callipaeda (thelaziosis nematode), 375 nucleotides. The record is from the annotation of a GenBank genome assembly. NCBI's taxonomy places the organism in Eukaryota, Metazoa, Nematoda, Chromadorea, Rhabditida, Thelaziidae.
AUGGAUGACCUAUGGCUGCGAAAUGGUUCAAAUGCAAAUAAGAUGUUGAUGAUUCCACCUUCUCAUCCAAGCCAAUGGCCUAUGUACCCUUUAGAUAAUUCGGGACAAAUUCCCGUCAAUUUUGGCCAUAUUUCGGGAACUGCUUCUAACAACAUAACUUCUUAUGAUUCAGUUGUAACAUCAAUCUCAUGUAAUCAGCGUCAGAAUAUUCACUCAUCCUCAAUAAUUCCAAAACAUUCCGUAUCCUCUGCUGGUAAUAAUGAUCGUAACACAACGUCAUCUGCUACUACUACGAUUGCUACCACUAUCAAAAAUGUGAAGAUGGAACAAACUUUGCCUGCAAAUACCGUACGUUCUUAUUCACAUCUUAUUUAA